Lipotes vexillifer (Yangtze River dolphin) is the source of this 4588-nucleotide messenger RNA. It is a transcript of the gene WDR7, whose product is annotated as WD repeat domain 7. The transcript is spliced from 27 exons. The coding region runs from base 10 to 4482 and encodes 1490 amino acids. The record is from RefSeq and is a predicted model, not a curated record. Gene Ontology annotation, cellular component: cytoplasm. Gene Ontology annotation, molecular function: protein binding. Lineage: Eukaryota; Metazoa; Chordata; Mammalia; Artiodactyla; Lipotidae.
GAAAGCACAAUGGCAGGAAACAGCCUUGUUCUACCCAUCGUUCUUUGGGGUCGCAAAGCACCAACCCACUGCAUCUCAGCAGUACUUUUAACAGAUGAUGGGGCCACGAUCGUGACUGGAUGCCAUGAUGGGCAAAUAUGUCUCUGGGAUCUUUCAGUAGACUUGGAAGUUAAUCCUCGAGCACUGUUGUUUGGUCACACAGCUUCAAUCACCUGUUUAUCUAAAGCUUGUGCUUCUAGUGACAAACAGUAUAUUGUGAGCGCAUCCGAGAGUGGAGAGAUGUGCCUCUGGGACGUGAAUGACGGCAGAUGUAUUGAAUUUACAAAAUUAGCUUGCACACAUACUGGCAUACAGUUCUACCAGUUCUCUGUUGGAAAUCAGAGAGAAGGAAGGCUUCUAUGCCAUGGCCAUUAUCCUGAAAUCCUCGUGGUGGAUGCCACCAGCCUUGAGGUGUUGUACUCCUUAGUAUCAAAGAUCUCUCCAGAUUGGAUUAGCUCCAUGAGUAUUAUUCGAUCCCAUCGAACACAAGAGGACACUGUGGUGGCGCUCUCAGUGACGGGCAUCUUGAAGGUGUGGAUUGUUACCUCGGAAAUAAGUGGCCUGCAGGAUACUGAGCCAAUAUUUGAAGAGGAAUCCAAACCAAUUUAUUGUCAGAAUUGCCAAAGCAUCUCUUUUUGUGCAUUCACACAGAGGUCGCUUCUGGUUGUGUGCUCCAAGUAUUGGAGGGUAUUUGAUGCUGGGGACUACUCCCUGUUGUGCUCAGGUCCGAGUGAAAAUGGACAGACGUGGACUGGAGGUGACUUUGUCUCGGCAGAUAAAGUCAUCAUUUGGACUGAAAAUGGGCAAAGUUAUAUUUACAAACUACCUGCCAGUUGCCUUCCAGCUAGUGAUUCAUUCCGCAGUGAUGUGGGGAAAGCAGUUGAAAAUUUAGUUCCUCCAGUACAACAUAGCCUCUUGGAUCGAACAGAUAAAGAGUUGCUAAUUUGUCCUCCUGUUACUCGGUUCUUCUAUGGAUGUAAGGAAUACUUCCACAAACUAUUGAUUCAGGGUGAUUCUUCUGGAAGAUUGAAUAUUUGGAACAUAUCAGACACACCUGAUAAGCAGGAAGGUACAGGAAAGCUGGAAAUGACAACUUCUGUUAGCUUGCAAGAGGCAUUUGAUAAACUGAAUCCUUGUCCUGCCGGAAUUAUAGAUCAGCUGAGUGUCAUUCCCAGUAGUAAUGAACCUCUUAAGGUGACCGCAAGUGUGUACAUACCAGCCCACGGGCGACUCGUUUGUGGCCGUGAAGAUGGAAGCAUCGUUAUUGUACCUGCCACGCAGACAGCCAUAGUGCAACUGCUGCAAGGGGAGCACAUGCUCCGCAGAGGUUGGCCACCUCACAGGACACUCCGUGGUCAUCGGAACAAAGUCACAUGUUUGUUGUAUCCGCAUCAGGUCUCAGCUCGUUAUGAUCAAAGAUAUCUGAUAUCUGGAGGCGUGGAUUUUUCGGUCAUAAUUUGGGACAUUUUUUCUGGAGAAAUGAAACACAUCUUCUGUGUCCAUGGUGGCGAGAUUACUCAGCUUCUGGUUCCGCCUGAAAACUGCAGUGCAAGAGUGCAGCACUGCAUCUGCUCUGUAGCCAGUGACCACUCAGUAGGACUUCUAAGUUUGCGGGAGAAAAAAUGCAUUAUGCUGGCAUCUCGUCAUCUUUUCCCCAUUCAAGUAAUCAAGUGGAGGCCUUCUGACGAUUACCUAGUAGUGGGAUGUUCAGACGGCUCCGUGUAUGUCUGGCAAAUGGAUACCGGUGCACUGGACCGGUGUGUGAUGGGGAUCACAGCAGUAGAGAUACUGAAUGCUUGUGAUGAAGCAGCUCCUGCUGCCGUUGACUCACUUAGUCACCCAGCAGUCAACUUAAAACAAGCUAUGACACGACGCAGUCUUGCUGCUCUUAAAAACAUGGCCCAUCAUAAGCUACAAACUCUUGCGACUAACCUCUUGGCUUCUGAGGCAUCUGACAAAGGAAAUUUACCUAAAUAUUCUCAUAACUCCCUGAUGGUUCAAGCAAUAAAGACAAACCUAACAGACCCGGACAUACAUGUGCUUUUCUUUGAUGUGGAAGCGUUGAUUAUUCAACUCCUGACUGAAGAAGCCUCUAGGCCGAAUACUGCGCUUAUUUCCCCAGAGAAUCUGCAAAAAGCAUCUGGCGGUUCAGACAAAGGGGGCUCUUUUCUAACUGGAAAACGAGCAGCAGUUCUCUUCCAACAAGUGAAAGAAACUAUCAAAGAGAACAUAAAGGAACAUCUCCUUGAUGAUGAAGAGGAGGAUGAGGAGAUAAUGAGACAGAGACGGGAAGAAAGUGAUCCCGAAUAUCGGGCCAGCAAAUCUAAGCCACUGACCCUGUUAGAAUAUAAUCUGACUAUGGACACAGCAAAAUUGUUCAUGUCCUGCCUUCAUGCCUGGGGUUUGAAUGAUGUUCUGGAUGAAGUCUGUCUCGAUCGCCUUGGAAUGCUGAAACCCCACUGCACAGUAUCGUUCGGCCUCUUAUCGAGAGGGGGUCAUAUGUCACUGAUGCUUCCUGGUUAUAAUCAGGCUGCCUGUAAACCAUCACAUGGGAAAGCAGAAGUAGGAAGGAAGCUGCUGGCAACGGAGGGAGUAGGAAAGGGAACUUACGGAGUGUCCCGGGCCGUCACCACACAACAUCUCCUGUCUAUCAUUUCUUUGGCAAAUACCUUAAUGAGUAUGACCAAUGCAACUUUUAUUGGUGAUCAUAUGAAGAAGGGCCCUACCAGGCCACCUAGACCAGGCACCCCAGACCUUUCUAAGGCAAGGGGUUCUCCUCCAACUUCCAGUAAUAUUGUGCAAGGACAGAUUAAACAAGUUGCUGCACCUGUCGUUUCUGCUCGGUCUGAUGCUGAUCACUCUGGCUCUGACCCUGCUUCUACUCCUGCUUUACAUACCUGUUUCUUAGUAAAUGAAGGAUGGAGUCAGUUGGCUGCUAUGCAUUGUGUUAUGCUGCCAGACCUGCUGGGAUUAGACAAAUUUAGGCCCCCGCUUCUAGAGAUGCUGGCUCGGAGAUGGCAAGAUCGAUGCUUGGAGGUCAGAGAAGCUGCACAGGCCCUGCUUCUAGCAGAACUGAGAAGAAUUGAGCAGGCGGGACGGAAGGAGGCCAUUGAUACCUGGGCUCCUUACUUACCUCAGUACAUGGACCACGUCAUGUCACCUGGGGUCUCAGCAGAAGCCAUGCAGACUAUUACCACUGCUCCUGAUGCCUCAGGGCCAGAAGCCAAAGUCCAAGAGGAAGAGCACGACCUUGUGGAUGAUGACAUCACCACUGGUUGCUUAUCAAGUGUCCCACAAAUGAAAAAAAUGUCCACAUCUUAUGAGGAAAGACGAAAGCAAGCUACUGCUAUUGUUUUACUAGGAGUAAUAGGAGCUGAAUUUGGUGCGGAAAUUGAACCUCCUAAACUGCUGACCAGACCUCGAAGCUCUAGUCAAAUUCCUGAGGGAUUUGGUUUGACUAGUGGUGGAUCCAACUACUCACUGGCCAGACAUACUUGUAAGGCACUGACGUUUCUUCUGCUGCAGCCACCAAGCCCCAAACUUCCUCCACACAGUACGAUCCGAAGAACAGCCAUUGAUCUGAUCGGACGUGGUUUCACAGUUUGGGAGCCUUACAUGGAUGUGUCUGCUGUCCUGAUGGGGCUUCUUGAACUUUGUGCUGAUGCCGAGAAACAACUUGCCAACAUCACAAUGGGGCUGCCUCUGAGCCCUGCAGCUGACUCUGCCCGCUCCUCGAGGCAUGCCCUGUCUCUCAUUGCCACGGCCAGACCACCCGCCUUCAUCACGACUAUAGCCAAAGAGGUGCACAGACAUACUGCUCUUGCAGCAAAUACCCAAUCCCAGCAGAAUAUGCACACCACAACUCUUGCCCGAGCUAAAGGGGAAAUUCUGAGAGUCAUUGAAAUUCUUAUUGAAAAGAUGCCCACGGAUGUCGUGGAUCUUCUCGUGGAGGUUAUGGACAUCAUUAUGUACUGCCUUGAAGGAUCUUUAGUUAAAAAGAAAGGUCUUCAGGAAUGUUUCCCAGCCAUCUGCAGGUUCUACAUGGUCAGCUAUUAUGAGCGGAAUCACAGAAUAGCAGUUGGAGCUCGCCAUGGUUCAGUGGCCCUGUACGACAUCCGGACUGGAAAGUGUCAGACAAUCCAUGGUCACAAGGGACCAAUCACUGCCGUGGCCUUUGCUCCUGAUGGACGAUAUCUUGCCACCUACUCAAACACAGACAGCCACAUUUCCUUCUGGCAGAUGAACACCUCCCUGUUGGGGAGCAUCGGCAUGCUGAACUCGGCGCCCCAGCUGCGCUGUAUUAAGACCUACCAGGUGCCCCCCGUGCAGCCGGCGUCCCCCGGCUCCCACAAUGCCCUCAGGCUGGCCCGGCUCAUCUGGACCUCCAACCGCAACGUCAUCCUCAUGGCCCACGACGGCAAGGAGCACCGCUUCAUGGUCUAGGGCUCGUGUCUGCAUCCCCGUUCUCCCAGGUCUCCAAGCCCAGAGUCCCGUCCUUCCUCAGUGCCCAGCCCCGCCGGGGUCACGGGGGGCACAGCCGGGUCUGUGU